Messenger RNA from Solanum tuberosum (potato), 864 nucleotides. RefSeq lists its product as uncharacterized. Lineage: Eukaryota; Viridiplantae; Streptophyta; Magnoliopsida; Solanales; Solanaceae. The transcript is spliced from 4 exons. The record is from RefSeq and is a predicted model, not a curated record. The coding region runs from base 15 to 476 and encodes 153 amino acids.
AAAACUUCCCACAUAUGGGAGUGUUCUAUGUUCAAGCAGAGAUGGCCAUAUUAGAUGAGUUCCAAGACUUCUGUGUGCUUGAAUGCUCAGGAUGCAAACAGAAGAAGCGAACAAAGGAUAGAAAGGAUUUUGACUGUCCAAAAUGCAAUCGGAAAACAUCCUUAGUGCCUCGCUGUAGCUUCCAGAUUGAUCUUAUUGACGAUACUGCUACAACCACAACAUCUAUCUCUGCUGAAUUAGGAGAAAAAUUACUGUCCAUGACAGCAGAAGACAUAUUUGACAUAACUUGCACUAAGCGACAAUCAUUGUCUCUUAAUCAUGUCCAUGAGAUGCUGUCAAGCAAAAUAUUCGAAAUUCAGCUAAGGAAGUCAUCUUGGAGCAGCUCAAAUACCACGACUACAACUUUGUCCAUUCUUUCCUACAUGGAAAAAAACAUAUUACACAGAGCGCUACUGAUAGGACUUCUAAAAAGAUAAAGCCUUUGGAAAUAAGUGAGGUAGAAGUGAUGGCAACAACUGCUGCAGCUGGUCCUUCAAAUGCACUAGGAAAAUUUGAACCACCCACACCAACCAAAAAGGUGUAACAGGAACUCCCACACACCAUUUUGUCACUUCUCCUUAUGCUAGGGACAAUAUAAUGAAUGAUUCUCCCUAUGCUCUGGUUUUUUGCAUCAGCAAGAUUAGCUAUGGACAGGCAAACUGCAGUGUCCUCUAAAUAUGAUAGACAAUGACAUGCUAAUCUUAUAUACCAAAACUGCAACAUGUACUAUAUUAUUAUUUUGGUUAUAUUACAUUAGUUAGUAUGUCUAUUGUACAUAUUCUGAAUAUUUCUAAUAGUGCAUAAUAUAAUAGAUCGUAUUAUCUA